GGUUUAAAACAAUUUCGACGUGAUAUUGAAAUGAUGAUUGAUGAACGACCAAAUUGGUAUUGGCGUAUCUGUUGGCUUGUAUUCACACCGAUCAUUUGUUUCUUAUUGAUUAUUGCAAUAUUUAUUUAUUCAACAGAAUUUAAAGAAGGCAAUUAUACAUAUCCACAAUGGGCAUUAAUAUUUCGUCAAAUAUUAGCAGCUAUACCUGUAUUAACAAUCAUUGCAUGGUUUUUAUAUAAAUACUGUAAAGAAGGCGGCUUUGUUUUAAUGAAAGAAUUUUUGAAACCUGUUCAUGAAUGGGGACCGGCUGAGAAAGAAUAUCGUACAGAAUUCAUUUCGAUGAUUAAAUCAAAUGAAUCGUUACAUCGUUCGCGUAUUUAUGAUAUUGGUCCUGGUAAUGCAUCUAUAACAAUGACUCAUGCGAUAUCUAAUAGUCAAAUGAAUUUUAAUUUAGGCGGUUCACUUGUCAGUGGAUUAGCUGUUGCCACUGGGGUAAUGGAUGAUACGAAAUUUUUUCAAAGUAAACUAAAAGUAGCUGAAAAACUUACUGAAGCUCAUACAAAGGAAGUGAUAAAACGAGCUGUUAGUAAUGCAGACUUUGUUCCGUUAGAUCCUAACCUAGCUUUAACAACCAGUCAAACAGCUUUAGCUGCAGCCAGCUCUGCUGUUAUUCUCAACACAUUACAGAAACAAAUUCCAGAAAGUCCUGCUCAAACGUUUACUUCUAUAAAAUUACCGGAACAAAUUGAACGUGGUGAUGAUGAUGAUGAUGAUGAUGAUGAUGAUGAUGACAAUGUUGAUAUUGUCAGAGUUAAACAGAUAACACCAUCACAUCAGAAACAUGAUUCAAAUGAUCAUCAUCUUCAAUCAACAGCACCGCACUGCCUACAACAAAGUCAUUAUCAGGAAGAAAACCAUGAAGUACAUUUCGACAAACUGAAUAAAAUUCAACGUUUGAUUGGUAAAGUUAAAAAUUCUAUUUAAAAUAUUAAAUUGAUUUGAUGAGUUAAAAAGGUGGAUAAAUCUGGAGGUUUCAAAAUAAUAAUAAACUAUAAGAUCUUGUUUGUUUGGAAUUCAUUCUCAGCUUUGCAUGAUUUAUAUUUAUAUAUACUGUUUGUAGUAUUAUUGUUAGAAAUACACUUAAACAUUGAAUCAUAGAAUUCCAAAAUCAAUUCUCGCUCAAAAGAACAUUUGUACACUUUGUUGUAUAUUGUUAUUUACCCUUUAUGUACAAGCAUAUUUUUUAAAUAAAGAUCCUUUAUUUCAU
Molecule: messenger RNA, 1267 nt
Organism: Schistosoma margrebowiei
Lineage: Eukaryota; Metazoa; Platyhelminthes; Trematoda; Strigeidida; Schistosomatidae
Source: the annotation of a GenBank genome assembly